AUGCUUACUAUUCACCGGCCACUUCAUUUUUCUUUCCUUCUCACAUUUUUCUUCUUACUCUUCCACUCACACUUCACUUCAGGGAAACAACACGAUGCAAACGCUGUAACAUUUUCUCGGUAUGAUGCACUUGCUGCUGAACCUGAACCUCAACCUGUACCAUAUGGAAACUCACCACUUCCUUUAGCUGCUGAGAGAACCAGAAGAAAAGAUCCUCUAGAUGGCUUCAAUGUCUACACAAAUGGAUGGAAUAUCAGUGACCACCAUUAUUGGGCUUCAGUGGCAUAUACAGCAGUUCCUGUAUUCAGCAUUGCAGCAAUCUGGUUCAUAGGCUUUGGCUUUUGUUUAUUACUUCUCAUUGUUUGUUAUUUCUGUCGUAAAAAUGAGCCGUAUGGUUAUUCUCCAACAUGCUACACACUUUCUCUUAUUCUUCUCAUAUUGCUCACAAUUACAACAAUGAUUGGAUGUGCGGUUCUUUAUUUUGGCCAAGCUAAGCAGGUUGGAAUCGACCGAGUUUUUCUCCCUGUGAAUGUUCAAACUGAUAUCGAUGAGGCAGAAACAGAUAUCAAUGCUUCUGCUGUCACAAUUUCUGAUAAAACAAAGGAGAAUUCAGACAACAUUCAAGAUCUAUUAGAUUCUGUGAGGAUGGCGCUCAUCAUUAUAACCGUGGUUAUGCUUGUUUUGACGUUUCUUGGAUUUCUGUUCUCAAUUUUCGGAAUGCAGGUCCUUGUGUAUAUCUUGGUAAUCGCAGGAUGGUUUCUUGUUACUGGCACCCUUAUAUUAUGUGGCUUGUUCCUUAUUCUCCACAAUGUGACAGCGGAUACAUGUGUAGCCAUGAAUGAGUGGAUCCAAUAUCCUACUGCGAAUACAGCUCUAGAUGACAUUCUGCCCUGUGUGGACAACGCCACUGCUCAAGUAACUUUGUUAAGAAGCAAAGAAGUGACUUCUGAACUAGUAAACUUGGUGAAUCAAGUUAUUACCAAUGUUUCUAACAUCAACUUUGCGCCCAAUUUCACGCCAUUGUAUUACAAUCAAUCUGGUCCCUUGAUGCCACUUCUCUGCGAUCCGUUUCAUCCUGACAUGACAGAUAGACAAUGUGACUCUGGUGAAGUGAACCUAAGCAAUGCAACACAGGUAUAUGGAACUUCUGUGUGCCAGGUUUCACCGUCUGAGAUAUGCAUGACUCAAGGGCGUUUAACCCCGACGUUCUAUAACCAAAUAUCUGCCGGAAUAAACGUUGGUAACGCAUUAUAUACGUAUGCACCUUCCCUUGUGGAGCUACAGGACUGCACAUUCGUUCGAGAAACAUUCACUGAUAUAUACAAUGAUCAUUGUCCUGGUCUACGACGUUACAGUAGAUGGAUUUAUGUUGGAUUAGUAAUGGUCUCUUUUGCUGUGAUGUUCUCAUUGAUCUGCUGGGUUGUGUAUGGAAGAGAACGGAGACAUCGUCUAUAUAGAAAAGAGUCUAAAAAUUUAAGAAUAACCACACCUGCACCAAGAAAUGCACCUGCACCUGCACCAACAAAUGCUCUGGCACUAUAUUCCUGA
This is a messenger RNA of Vicia faba (fava bean), 1548 nucleotides long. The record is from the annotation of a GenBank genome assembly. NCBI's taxonomy places the organism in Eukaryota, Viridiplantae, Streptophyta, Magnoliopsida, Fabales, Fabaceae.